Molecule: messenger RNA, 1305 nt
Organism: Nasonia vitripennis (jewel wasp)
Lineage: Eukaryota; Metazoa; Arthropoda; Insecta; Hymenoptera; Pteromalidae
Product: RNA-binding protein with serine-rich domain 1-B
Exons: 6
Coding region: 1-1305 (434 amino acids)
Biological process (GO): mRNA splicing, via spliceosome
Cellular component (GO): cytoplasm; ASAP complex; nucleoplasm
Molecular function (GO): RNA binding
Source: RefSeq, a predicted model, not a curated record
AUGCAGGUUGGCCAUACUGGAAUGGCGGCAGAGCCGCCGACGAGGCCGAGAGGCGGCUUCGGCGACCAGAGUGCCAGUCUGCCAGCGUUGUGGCUGUAUAGUCGCCAUAUUUAUACACACGGCAUUCAGUACGCACAACUACGCGGAUUUUGGAGGCCAACGUCGCCGGAUUUUCGUCUAGGCAGGGCACGAAGCCGGAAAGACAGCGCUGGCAAGAGCGACUCGGAAACUACCGAUAAAGAGAGCAAACGAGGCAGAGAACGAAAGAAGAGGUCGGCGUCUUCUUCGAGCAGUGGAAGCAGUUCUUCGGACAGCAGUUCUGCAUCGUCUAGUUCCAGUAGCAGUGGAAGUUCGAGGUCUAGUUCAUCCUCUAGCUCAUCUUCCAGUAGUUCUGGAAGCUCAUCAGGAAGUUCUCGGGACAGAGGACGCAAGCGCAGCAGGAGCAAGAGUCCAGAGGUUAGACGGCAUGAUCCUAAAGAAAAGGAAAGAGAAAGAGACAAGGAGAGAGACCGUGAAAGGGAGAGAGAACGUGAAAGAGAACGUGAAAGAGAAAGAGAAAGAGAAAGAGAACGCGACAGGGAAAGGGAUAGAGACCGGGACAGAGAUCGUGACAGGGAUAGGGACCGUGAAAGGGAAAGAGAAAGAGAGCGAGAAAGGGAAAAGAAGAAACCCAAUGCAGUUCCGGAGAAGCCAAAGCCAAAACCACGUUCCAGAACCCCCUCUCCACGUAGAAAGCGCAGGGAAAGAUCACCCAUUCCAAGACCAACAAAAAUUCAUAUUGGUCACUUGACUCGUAAUGUUACAAAAGAUCACAUUACAGAAAUCUUUUCUACAUAUGGAAACAUCAAGAUGAUUGAUUUUCCUAUCGACAAAUUGCAUCCAGCCCAUUGCAGAGGAUUUGCUUACGUUGAAUUUGAGACAGCAGAUGAAGCGGAAAAUGCAAUGAAACACAUGGACGGAGGACAAAUUGACGGUCAGGAGAUAACUGCUGCUCCAGUAUUGAUACCGAAGACACGACCUCCUCCCAUUCGUAGAAUGUCACCGAUGAUGAAUCGUCGGGGUCCGCCACCGGGUAGAGGUUGGGGUGGCGGUGGAGGUGGUGGUGGCGGAGGCGGUGGCGGUGGUGGUAACAGACCCUCGCCACCACGUUACCGUCGUCGCUCGCCUCCGAUGAACCGACGUGGUCGCAGUCCAGCCAGACCACCGCGACGCCGACCGAGGUCCCGGUCCAGGUCGCCUGUCAACAACUCCAGGCGGGACCGACACCGACGCUACACGAGGUCCAGCUCGAGCAGUUCGCGAUAA